Umbelopsis ramanniana AG is the source of this 1851-nucleotide messenger RNA. RefSeq lists its product as uncharacterized. Gene Ontology annotation, biological process: fatty acid alpha-oxidation. The transcript is spliced from 6 exons. The record is from RefSeq and is a predicted model, not a curated record. NCBI's taxonomy places the organism in Eukaryota, Fungi, Mucoromycota, Umbelopsidomycetes, Umbelopsidales, Umbelopsidaceae. Gene Ontology annotation, molecular function: magnesium ion binding; catalytic activity; thiamine pyrophosphate binding. Gene Ontology annotation, cellular component: peroxisome. The coding region runs from base 77 to 1774 and encodes 565 amino acids.
AUUCUUUUUAGCUCUCAAGCACUGCCACGGCAUAUUUCUAUAUUUCUCUUCUGCAAAGCCCUCCAAAUCCUCCUCUAUGUCCAAAUUGACCGGAUCUGAACUCAUUGCUGCCACGCUCAAGCGACAGGGUGUCCAUGUCAUCUUUGGCAUUGUCGGCAUUCCUGUUAUUGAAGUGGCCGAGGCUUGCAUUCAAGCUGGAAUUCGCUUUAUUGGCUUUAGAAACGAGCAGUCCGCUGCCUAUGCCGCUUCCGCUUAUGGUUAUCUUACAGGCAAGCCUGGCGUCUGUUUAACAGUGGGUGGUCCUGGUGUAAUUCAUGCACUGGCUGGUAUUGUGAACUCACAAGUCAACUGCUGGCCCAUGGUCCUGCUUGCUGGUUCUAGUGAUACCGAUCAAGUCGGUAUGGGUGCUUUUCAAGAACUUGAUCAAGUAGAGGCAUGCAAGCCGUAUACAAAGUAUGCCACAAGACCCUCUAGUUUGGCAACUAUACCAUUUGCCAUUGAGAAGGCGUUGCGUACUUCUGCAUAUGGGCGUCCUGGCGCUUGCUAUGUUGAUUUGCCUGCUGAUUUCAUACAAGCUCAAAUUCAAGAUCGCCAAUACAUUGAAAAGGUUCAGGUAGCUGCCACUGCUCCUGCUCCAAAGUAUCUUGCAGACCCAGAAGCCAUUAGGGCUGCUGCAGAUGCUCUACGCUCAGCUAAGAGCCCACUCAUCGUCAUUGGCAAAGGAGCUGCUUAUGCACGCGCCGAGUCAGAAUUGAAAGCGCUUAUUGAAAAGUCGAAUAUUCCAUUCUUACCUACUCCAAUGGCCAAGGGUCUACUUUCCGACACUCACCCCUUAUGCACAUCAGCUGCCCGUUCAACCGCCUUGAAGCAAGCUGAUGUAGUGUUGCUUGUAGGUGCAAGAUUGAAUUGGAUUCUUCACUUUGGUCACUCUCCUCGCUGGUCGAACACCGUAAAGUUCAUUCAAAUCGAUAUUGAGCCUGAGGAAAUGAACAGCAAUGGUGCUGUCACUAUUCCUCUGGUGGGCCAUAUCCCGUCUGUACUCGAUCAGUUGUCUCAGGCAUCUCUUCCUCGUCUUCCUGACUCCAAUACAUUCCUGCAAAAAAUCAAGUCGACCGUGCAUGCUAACGUUCAAAAAGCUGCCGCCAAAGCAAAACAAGGAGAUGACAAUGCAGUCAUGAAUUAUCACAGUGCUUUCGAUGAAAUUAAGCGACAGUUGCCUUCAAAAGAUAUCGUUUUUGUGAGCGAAGGUGCCAAUACCAUGGACAUUGCUCGUUCUGUUUUCGAUGUCCAUGAACCUCGGUGCCGACUUGACGCUGCCACUUUUGCUACCAUGGGUGUCGGUAUGGGAUUUGCCAUCGCAGCUCAAGUAUACUACCCACAUAAACGCAUUGUGUCUAUUGUUGGUGAUUCCGCCUUUGGUUUCAGCGCUAUGGAGUUAGAGACGGCAGCACGAGCCAAACUUCCAUUGAUUAUCCUUGUUAUCAACAACAAUGGCAUUUAUCAUGGAUUAGAUAACAAUGAUUACCAAGAAUCAAGAUCCAAUAACUCCUUGCCCUCCACCGCCUUGUCACCGGAUACACGCUAUGACUUGAUUGCCGAGGCAUGCGGUGGUCGUGGGUGGUUGGCCAAGAACCGUAAAGAACUGCGCGUGGCCAUGGCUGAGGCGCUGGCUACAAAAGAUACAACCUGUCUCAUCAACGUUGUAAUUGCCCCUGGUGGCCGUACUAAGCUGGAAUUCGGAUGGAUGACCAAGAAGGGCGAAGCCAAAUUGUAGAAAUAAUAUAAACGGUCCUGCACCAUGACAUCGCCGGCAAAAAAAAAAAAAUGAAAUAAAAACCGAAUGAAGUAUAC